This is a messenger RNA of Thunnus maccoyii (southern bluefin tuna), 2595 nucleotides long. RefSeq names its product divergent protein kinase domain 1B (gene dipk1b). NCBI's taxonomy places the organism in Eukaryota, Metazoa, Chordata, Actinopteri, Scombriformes, Scombridae. The transcript is spliced from 5 exons. The coding region runs from base 585 to 1886 and encodes 433 amino acids. The record is from RefSeq and is a predicted model, not a curated record. Gene Ontology annotation, molecular function: calcium ion binding.
UAUGUAAAGGCAGGGUGACCUGUGUUUCCUCAAUAAGGACAGGAAACGCAGGCAAGAUUUUUUGUCGGAGGUACAAAACCAUGGCACAGCUGAGGUCCCGCAUCUUUCCCUUUAAAGAAGCGCAGUGAUGAGUCGCGGGGAGAGAGAGGCUGCGAGCUCACCGGGAGACCCGCUGGCUAUUUAUGUGUCACAAUUAUGAUCAGUGUCGACGAACAGACUGUUUCUUACAUUCAUGGGAUUCGCUUGUGAUGGCAGCUGGACGCUGAAGAGGAGAUCCUGAGAUUUUUCUGGCUCAUAUGGAGCUGAAAUCUGAAGGACGCGCUAUUAUUUUUCUCCGGCGAAUGAUUUUUGAUCAAAGAACUGGAUUAUGAAACCAAUUUGUAUAAACCAUUUAUGCUUUGUCAGCCCCGUGUGCUGUCAAAAAAGAUUUAAAGGCUGAGGAAAUUAUCAUGGCAUAUGCUGCGCGUAAUUAUUAGAUUGAGUUUUGUGUGGGUUUUUGCGACGCAUGGCGUAGGUUGCAGUGAGGAUGUGAUCAGACAGGAAUCCCUGGUUUCUCGCUCCGCUGCCUCCCAACAGAGUCGCUCAUGAUGCCCAGAGCUUUGCGGAGACUGGUUCAUUUGGUGCUAUUCUGCCCUCUGUCCAAAGCCCUGCAGAGUCGUCUCCCAGCCAUCAAGGUGAAAUACCUUCUCCUGGCAUGGCUGGGCAUCCUCAUUGCCAGCUGGGUCAUCUACAUGCAGUAUGCCUCCUACUCUGAGCUCUGCCGUGGGCAUGUCUGCCAUAUGGUCAUUUGUGAUCACUACAGAAGAGGUAUAAUAUCAGGCUCAUCCUGCAAGGCAUUGUGUGAUCAGAGAUCUCUAACCCUGCAGCGCUGCAUGUCCACCUCCUCUACGCAUCAGGUGUACAGUGGACUGUGGAAGGAGAGACCUGUUGUGAUCAAGUGCAAUAUUGAGGAUCAAGUGAAGACCGACGGGACUCCGGACUCUGUGCUGCGACAGGAGAUGAGCUUGUUUGACAAACCCACACGUGGAACCUCUAUGGAUGAAUUUAAAGAGAUGCUGCACAGUUUCCUCAAGGCUAACCUUGGUGAGCAGCCAUCUUUGAGCACUUUGGUGGACAGGAUCAUCACCCUGGCCGAUGUCAACCAGGAUGGAAAAGUGUCUCUGGCGGAAGCCAAGUCUAUCUGGGCUCUUCUCCAGAUCAAUGAGUUCCUCCUGAUGGUGGCACUGCAGGAGAAGGAGCACACCCCCAAACUGCUAGGCUUCUGUGGAGACUUGUAUGUGACAGAACGUGUGGGCCACAGCUCCCUCUACAGGCUAGAGGUGCCUCAUUACCUGGAGGCUCUGGUCCCAGAGGCCUUGAGUUCCAGCCUGAACCACUGGCUCGCACCAGCCUGGCCCCGCAGGGCUCGCAUCACCAUCGGCCUGCUGGAGUUUGUGGAAGAGGUCUUCCAUGGGUCCUACGGGAGUUUCCUAAUAUGUGAUGCCAGUCCUCGCCACGUGGGCUACAACGCAAAAUAUGACUGCAAGAUGGCCAAUCUGCGCAGUGUGGCAUCUGAGGCAGUUGUUCGGGGAUAUUUGAGGGGACGCCGCUGUGAGACAAAUGCAGACUGUACAUAUGGCCGUGACUGCACGGCCACCUGUGAUCGACUAGUGAAGCAGUGUAAUACUGAGGUUGUACAGCCCAAUCUUGCCAAGGUGUGUGUGUUGCUGCAGGAUUUUCUGCUUUUUGGAGCACCUUCAGAUCUCCGUGGGGAUCUGGAAAAGCAGCUACGCACAUGUGUGACACUCAGCGGUCUGGCAAGCCAGAUGGAGGUUCACCACUCUCUAGUCCUUAACAACCUGAAGACAUUAUUGUGGAAGAAAAUUUCUAACACCCAGUACUCUUGAAAGCAGGUUGAGACCAUUCAAUCUGUAUUUCUACAUAAUGAGUUAAUUCUUACAUGAAAAUAUGAAUAGUUAUUGCUGAUAAAACUUUGCAAAAUGUUUUAGAGGGUGGUGGUGUAAAUGUAUUUUCACUCUACAUUGACUGUGAAUAACAGGAAACUGUGAAAUAAUGAAUAUACAAUAUGAAACAGCAGAUAAAACAAACUUGUUCCCUUAAAACUCAUAAAUGCCCUGUCAUGCCUUUUUUUUUCAAAUGCUUUAUUUUGAGAAGCACAUUCAUCUAUUUAGACAUAUUGUUCUCAGGACAUUGCCAAUAAUUUUAUUUGUAAAAUUCUGUAAUUAAAUAAUUUGUUUUUAAAAUAAAGAAACCAACACUGGAUGAUUUAAAGAUUAAUACAUCUUUUGUCUGUUCUCAGUAGAGACAGAAUGUCAAAUUGUGAUGAGGUGUGACAGUUUUUAUACAACUGUAAAUAAUGUUAGACCAUUGUUGUUUCCUGUGUAUAGGUGAAUCUGCAUUUAAAGCAGAGAUAAGAUACAAAUAAUGGAUGGAACAAUGCAGUUUUACAGUAGCCCUGAAAUGUCCUUCCUUGCAUUCAUCUGAUAUUGAUAAUGCAUUCAAAUCAAACAUGAAACAGACUGGAGUUGUAAAGGAUGAUCAGAUAUGAUUAAACCUCACUGGUCUACUAAUCCAUAAAUAAAGUUGGUUCAAAAA